AUGAUCUUCGCCGGCCGCUUGCUGACAGACUCGCCCGCACAGCUUCCUGGAAGAAGUGGAGGUAUGAACACCGACCGGCUGGUCGUCCUCAAAUCACCAGAGUUCCGCGCGCAGGGCACUGCCAAUGCGAUGCAGGCCCCUAGUUGCCUUCGCGUCGAUGGCGGGCUAGCGUUCGCUGCUCCGGGAGCCGCGGCAAAGGCGGAGGAGCUCUCACCUCAGAACCUGGCGAAUGCCGUAUGGAGAGCUGGGAAGGUGUCCUCGGAGAACCCUGACUUCGUGGCCUCCCUCUUCGCGUCAGUGGAAGCACGAAGAGAGGAGUCCCACGCACAGCAUCCUGUCAGUACAGCCUGGACGCCGGCCACGUUUCGCCACAUGAAGGAAGCCAUGAUGAAGAUGACCGGGGAAAGGCUAGUUGCAGGUGUGCUGGAGCCGCAGGAUCUGUCCAAUGCCGUGCGGGAUCUUGCGAAGGCAGCCUUCCUCCAUUUCCCCCUGAUGGCUGCGGCCUCUUCCGGAGCGAAGUCCAGGCUAGUGGAGUUUUCUGAGCAGAACCUUACGAACAGUGCCUGA
Molecule: messenger RNA, 567 nt
Organism: Symbiodinium sp. CCMP2592
Lineage: Eukaryota; Dinophyceae; Suessiales; Symbiodiniaceae
Source: the annotation of a GenBank genome assembly